CCCCGCCCGGCCGCGGCAGGGCCGGGCUGCCCCGCACCGCCGAGCAGGAGCGGCCGGAGGAUGGUGCUCAUCACGCUGAAGCUUCGGACACCCUCAGCUAGGGAGCAGCCUGGCCAAGGAAGACAGCGAGGCUUUGCAGUCUGACCUGCACAGCUGGUACAGCACCUUGCACCCCCCUGCUGGUGAACCUGCUGGAGCUGGGAGUUCUGCUGCCAGGAGGGCUGGUGGGGAUGGUCCUGCAUGGAGACAGGGAAUAGAGAAGUGUGGGGCGAUGAAGCUGAAUGAGCGGAGCGUGGCCCACUACGCCACCUGCGACUCACCCGCUGACCAUGCUGGCUUUCUGCGCAAGCGGGUGGAGCGGCACCACCACCAUGCCCACCACCAUGGCACCUCCUACCAGCGCCGCUGGUUCGUCCUCAAGGGCAACCUACUCUUCUACUUCGAGGAGCGGGAGAGCCGGGAGCCCAUGGGGCUGGUGGUCCUGGAGGGCUGCACUGUGGAGCUGUGCGAGGCCACUGAAGAGUUUGCCUUCGCCAUCCGCUUUGAUGACGCUGGUGCCAGGGCUUAUGUGCUGGUGGCUGACGGGCAGGCUGCCAUGGAGGCCUGGGUGAAGGCACUCUCACGGGCCAGCUUCGACUACAUGCGGCUGGUGGUAAGGGAGCUGGAGAAACAGCUGGAGGAGGCCUGCAAGAGCUUGGCUGCUUGCCGUAAGUCUCCACAGAGAUCCUCCUCUGGCAGGAAGAGGCAUCUCUCCAACCCUGCCUUGCAGCCUCUCCAGGAGAAGCCCACCACCCUGGAGAAUGGCUACUCCACAUGGAGUAGUGGUGGUAGUAUCGCCGGUGGGGCCACCUGCAGUGAUCACGAUGGGGGACAAACGAAGCCCCCGCCCCUGCCUCCACGCCGGCGCUCGGCCACCGGCAAUGCCACAGGAUCCCCAGCACCUGGCCUCUCACCAGCCAUGCCAGAGAGCCCAGUGUCACCAGAAACGAUCUGCUUCUCCAAGCUGCACAACUGGUACGGGCAGGAGAUCGCAGUGCUGAGACGGGAGUGGCAGGAGCGGCAGAAGAGGGGACACCCGUGACUGGGGGUGUAGAACACAAGUCAGUGGCCAGCUGAUGCCCAGCGGCCUGUUUUGCAUGCAGAAGAGUGAAGUGAAGGACGUUGCUUGGCCCCUGCCCUCAUGAGUGUCUGAGUGUGCAGUUUGUGUAUACUUUACUUGGGAGGAACCCAAAUCUCCUCUAAACCUCACAUUUAAUUUCCAUGAGGCUUUAUACAGCUGGAGAAUGUGUAACACCAAGGGAGCCACCUUUAUUUAAACUCUUUCUGCUGGAAAUAGGAGCUGCCCAAAUCAGCACAUAUGCAAUGAACCUCAGCCAACAAGCUUGGCCACUUGCCGUUCUGACAUGGUGGAUGCUCCGGAUGUUUCAUCCCCUACCUCUCCUUCACCACUUUUUUUUUUGUUCUGUUUCUCAGCGUGGAAGUUUGCUUUUGACCAGUGCUUAUUACUGUCUGUGGUCUUGUACCAAAGUUAUUCUGCCUUUGUUCUUUUGCAGCAGGUAAGGCUGGGCUCUUAUGAAGUGCCUCUGAUAGGCCACUGGCCCCAGUGCAUGCCUCCAGCCUUGUACCUCUCUCACUACAGGACAUAUGAGCCACUGCAGCUGUUGCUGGGGCUUUUGCAUUGUUUUUUUACUUCUAUCUUCACUAACCCUUCUUUCAGCUAAAUCCUUCAGGAUAUGGAUAUCAUGGUCUUGCAACUGUCUCUUUGUGUGCUCAUACUCAGCAGCAAGCCUGAAAUGGAGACAGAGCUUGGCCUGAAGCCACAGCGAGGACACCGGGAGCUCCCCAGGGCUGAUCUGGACUCUGUCAAGCGGUAACCAAGCCUGCUAAUAUCGCUGGCUCAAGGUUUCUCUGUUCCUAAACAGGGAUGCUAAAGCCUCUUUGCCUGGGCAGGAAUAAAUUUCUCAGCCUUUGCUUAGACCACAGCCCCUGCAAAGUGCCAUAUAGGGCUCAGUCUGCUCAUCGGGCUGCUUGUCCAAGAGGGUGUCCAGAGCCACACUCCUGCAGGGCCUCUCAGUGUUGUGGCUCUGCCCAGCUCCUGGCAGUUGGAGAGGCUUCGAAGGAGUGGGGAAGGAGAGAGGGCUUCACUUCUCAGGAGAAGUGAAAGUGUGGGAGUGAGUUGUGGAUGUUGGCAGUGUCUGGGCUUGCCUCUCCAGUGUCAAAGCCAUAUUGCUGCCUUCUACCAAGCCUGCACCUGGCCUACCAGCACUUCCCUCUGAUUUCAUGUCAGCAUUGCUUGCCUGAUCUCUGCAGCACAUCCUGUUCUCCCAGCGGGCUGGGAGGGCUGUGGGGAGGCAUGCCUGUCGCCUCAUUAUGGUAACAUCAUCAUCCAUCAGGAGGUCAGAAACCUUGGCCACAAGGCAUACGGUACAAGUAGGUGGGUGCCAAGUCCAGGGACUAGAACACCCUUGGGAUGGGGUUUAAAAAUCUCACUUAUCUAGUUGCAGGCUUCCCACCUAAAACAGUUAAACCUGGUUUUAUUGUCCUGUUUUAUUAAAGAGCUUUGCUAGUAAAGCAAAAGCACAUUUCAGGUCAUGGCUGGCUGGGAACCUUUCUGGACUUGAACACACUCAGCUUCCUAUUUUGCAAUAGCCUGUGGAGGUAGCCAAUGCAGAAAUCAAAUUAAUUCUAUUAACUCUUGGUGCCUUUUAAUGUGUGUCUCUGGUAGUUUUGGAUGAUGAGCUUCCAGCCUCCUGCCUAAUUAUGGCUCAAUGGUAUAUUAGAGGAAAUCAGAUCUUAAAUUAGAUCUUAAAAAUUAUUUUGGUCAGUGAGAGUGUAACCUUCACCUGUGAGUAAUGCAAUCCAGUCCUCUCCAGUUCAUGGUUGUAUUACUGCACAGUAACUGUCUUCAAGUUUGGGAGGAUUAUUUUUGUUCCGCUUAUGUGAAAACCGUUCAGAAAAAUCAGGAGCAGGUGGCCAUGGGGCAAGGCCCUGGCUUCAUCAGCAGCUCAGCUGGUUGGACCUAGGGGCUAUUUAUGCUUCCCUACCCUGCUGCUUGACGUGUUCAGUACUGCAGCAUUCCUGGCUGCAUGUGUCCCUUUUCCCAUGCCAGGGCAGCAGCAUCAGGGGAUUGCAUUACCUGGUGCCUCCUUGCUUUGAGCAUGGGUAUUUUGGGACCAAGGUCAAAUUUGUCAAGGUCAAAGCAUUUUCCUGUGGUUUUUUUGUUGUUUUUUUUUUUUUUUUUUAAUAUAAUACAGAGAGAAUAUUACUGAUGUCUCAGAUUAACAUAAGGAAGAUUGACAGUAAAGACUCAACUUCCUAAACAAAUCAAAAUGUGGUGGCAACUCCUACGUGAGACCCAGGAAUUGUGACUGACUUGAAAGGGAAAAUAAAUUAACAAAGCCAGUUCUGUCAGAACUGAAACUGAGACAGUAUUAUUCAUUUAAGGGCAGUCUCAUUUUUAAGAAGCUUAGUUUGUCUUAAUAAGCCAGGAUUGUGCCCGUAACACUACUAAAGAGCUUAUAUAUAAUGCUUUAAUCUGUCCCAUUCAAACGGCACAAUUUGCACGCUACCUACCUUGGCGUUAGCACAUAUCCCAGCUAAAUCCCAAAUCCUGCAAAUGAGGCACUCUGCGCUCUGCUUUCCUUCUGAUUGUGUUUGGAGUAAUGUGGUGUUUUAUUCUGCAGUGCUGACAAGAAAAUGGCUGAAUCCUGAUUCACAUUUAUGCUCAGCCCAGCCAUCCAUGCCUUUGGUAGGUCUCCAGAGCACUCCGUGUCUUUGGAUGUGCUUGACCAAGGUUUCCUCACCAUCCCAGGCAGGCCCUUUUUCUAAGUGAAAAGGGCCACCAUUGCAGCCAUGCCUAAAUUUGUAUGGGAAUACAGGUGUUUUAAUGACCACUUGCUUCAUUAGGCAGGAAGCACCUGAGUGCUGCACUGCCUCCUCGGAGGUGGAGGCAGCCGAGCCAGCCCAGCUGAAUUGGUUGUGCUGUCAGUGCCUUUGAAGCAGCCCCUAGGCAGGAGGUCGGGAUUUCAGCUUCCUGAGGUUGAACAUUUAGCUGCCUAAUGGAGCAGCCGGUCUGUCUUUCUGCAGGCAGAGAUUGUUACAGGAAAGGCAGAGAGUUUUCACUGCACAUUGUCCCUGGCAGCAAUAUAAGACUCAUUGCCAGCCAGGGUUUUUUUUUCCAGUCGUUCAGGUUUGGACUGUUUCACCUCCUGUCUCCACUUUCCCUUCUUAUUUUUAGAAAUAGAGAAUGUCUAUCUAAACAGGUUUCAUGGCAAAAGGGGAGCUGAACACUGAAGGUGAAGGGGUACUUUUCUAAAAGGACUGAAGUAAGAUCAUUUUCUAAGAAUUUUCUUUAGGGCUCAAGCAGUGAGAGAAAAGUGCUAAAAUUUUAAAAAAAUUGAAAGAGGAAAGGCAAUUCUAACAAUGCCUUUGUGAGCUGUGCCAAGAAGGGCUUCUAAUCCUGCUAAAAUAGUUGAUUAAAUCCUUACAUUCUUCUGAGGCUGCCAUUUCAGAUUUGAGCCUGUGCUAUAUAAUUUCUGCAUAUCUUUAUUUUGUAAAACUGUGCUUGUUUUCCACUGAGUCCAGGUGAAGACUAACCUGAAGGUUUUACCCGUGGCCACUCUUAGCCACGUGGUGGACAAUCAUGGCCAAGAUCAGACAUUUUGUGUUAUAGUGGCUACCGCGCUGAUAGUGCCUGGUAGUCCCCUCAAUGUUACCUCUCUCGGCUGCCUUUGUUCGGAAGCUGAAAAAAAAAAAAAAAACCCGCUGAAAUGCACAGGGACAUCUUUCACCAGCAGCACCAAACUCGUGCUCUCUCCGCACAAUUACCUGGAAAACACUACGAGCAACUGCCUUUCCAAGUGCUUCUAUUUUAGGUAGGACGUGUUCUUUUUUUUUUUUUAAGAGGCGGUUUUGCAUGCGCCUUUGUUUUACACGCGGAACUUGUUAUUAUACAUUGCAUUACAUUGUUUAGAGUUUGUUUUACGCGCGGAACUUGUACUACGUAUCCCAUUACGUUGUAUAUUAUGUUUGUAUUUUAUGCCACGA
Molecule: messenger RNA, 5046 nt
Organism: Pseudopodoces humilis (Tibetan ground-tit)
Lineage: Eukaryota; Metazoa; Chordata; Aves; Passeriformes; Paridae
Gene: PHETA2
Product: PH domain containing endocytic trafficking adaptor 2
Biological process (GO): retrograde transport, endosome to Golgi; endosome organization; receptor recycling
Cellular component (GO): trans-Golgi network; early endosome; recycling endosome
Source: RefSeq, a predicted model, not a curated record